Molecule: messenger RNA, 5122 nt
Organism: Linepithema humile (Argentine ant)
Lineage: Eukaryota; Metazoa; Arthropoda; Insecta; Hymenoptera; Formicidae
Product: tubulin glycylase 3A-like
Biological process (GO): cilium movement; cilium assembly; protein polyglycylation
Cellular component (GO): axoneme; microtubule cytoskeleton
Molecular function (GO): protein-glycine ligase activity, initiating
Source: RefSeq, a predicted model, not a curated record
CCUGAGCGAAUAAUUCUAUUCUUGGUACCUGCAAAAAAUGUAUUCAUUAUUGCAAAAGAAUCGAAGAUUCAACAGGUAUUAGAAGUGCCGCAAUUAAAAUAACGACGCUUCCUUCAUCACCCACACAUUUGCUGAAAUCUAUCGAGCGAUGAAGAAUCCAUGAAAAUCAGUGAAACGCAUUUACGCGGGAAAGCUUUGCGGUUCUUAGGUCCGCUACAUGAAUGCCAACGAUGGGGUGUCUUCAAAUUUGGAAAGUUCAAGCCAAGAUCAAAAAGACAAGAAAGAAAAUGUCGAGAAUGAGAUUGAAAAAUCCAAAGCGGAAGUGGUGGUAGACACCGAUGCAACUAAUUGUGAUAUUAAACCUCUCGAAGAGGCCGACUGUUCGGAGAAUAAAACCGAAUCGUCCUUAGAACUGCCACCAACACUUCACGAACGAUUUUUGCGUAUCAAGCAAACCGUGAAGGACGCUAUAGCUGCCCAUCAUACUUUUAUGAUUUAUGGCAAGUCACGGGUCAUACGCGAUUGCAUGUUGAAAAGAGGAUGGUGUGAGAAAUUUUAUCGCAGAAACAGCGGCGGCGAUCAGCAUUUCAGCGUCGAUUCCAGCCCGGUAAUUCUGCUGGCUGGCAUGGGCAAUCUGAGAGAUCAGCAAAGCGAACGCUUAUUAAUGUCCAGAAUGCUUACCAAUCAUACCGUCGAUUUUUUGUGGAACACGGGAUCCGACUGGCCUGGCUGGCCCGCGCAAGAUAAUAAAACUACUGUGUUCAAUCGAUACUGUCGCGCUGGUUUUACGUCCAAGGUGGGCUUGUGUUCAAGCGUCAGACAAAUGCAUUGGUAUUACGAAGCUGAAGUGGCUAACACUCUAUUUCCGCGUUGCUACAACAUAUAUCAGGGCGAUCAGAUGCACGCCUUCAUCGAUGACUUCCGACUCACGGGUUGUUUGAGCUUGUUGAAAUGGUUAGUGGAUAAGGUAAAUGCUGAGGACGAAGAUGCCGUGCGUUCACCAACUGGCACGAUACCUCUCAAAGCUCUCGAUUUCGCGAUCAAAAGAUGCAGCGACUACAUCAGUGCUCAGUCACACGAGGACAUCGAUCAGGAGGUUGAGAGAGUCUGGUCUCAUCAGUGGGACCAAUUUAUUAGCUGGUACUACCAGAUCAUUCGUGAUCAAGCUCUCUUCGUUCACACCAACGUGCCUUUUAACAAAUACGUUCUGGCCUCAAAACACAUAUUAAAAAAAAUGCGGAAGUACUGGCCGCAAAUAGAUAUGGAUGGCAUAACGAACGUGUGGAUCCUGAAACCUGGAAACAAGAGCCGAGGACGAGGUAUUACGCUGAUGAACAAACUGGAGGACGUGGUGGCAAAAGUAAAUCCAACAGGCAAACCGGACGCCCGAUACGUCGUGCAGAAAUACAUUGAACGGCCGUUACUGAUUUACAACACCAAAUUCGACAUAAGGCAAUGGUUUAUCGUGACGUGCGCUCAACCUUUAACUCUCUGGAUGUACAGAGAGAGCUACCUUCGUUUCUGCUCCCAAAAGUUCAGCCUGGACGAUUUCCACGAGUCGAUUCAUCUGUGCAAUCACGCGAUCCAAUGCAAAUACAAUAACUGCGGCGACAGGGACCCUGCCCUACCAGCAGACAAUAUGUGGGAUGCCACGACAUUCAAGGAGUUCCUCAAAUCUCAAGGUCAUGGUAACGCGUGGGAUGAGCUAAUCUAUCCUGGAAUGAAGCAAGGUCUGGUGGGUUCGUUAUUGGCUAGUCAAGAAGCCAUGGAUCGACGGAAAAACAGUUUCGAACUAUACGGCGCCGACUUUAUGGUCAUGGAGGACCUUUCUGUGUGGCUAAUCGAAAUCAACAGCCAUCCAGACAUGAGUUACUCCACGAGUGUCACCACGCGAUUAUGUCGACAGGUGAUGGAAGAUACUAUCAAAGUCGUGGUAGAUUUUCGAGAAGAUAAAAACGCGGACACCGGAGACUUUGAGUUAGCAUACAAGCAACGAAUGCCAAAUUGUCAGCCAUACUUGGGCGCGGCUCUGUCUCUUCAGGGCACUCGUAUCACCACUUGCGAGAAGAAAUCAAGUCUAAAUCAGGAUUCAAAAGCCAGUCUAGUCGCAAGAUCUCCGAUGACAAAAAAGAAGUCGAUAGUGCACAGCAGCAUUGGACCAGUAAUCGUUGAUCUCAUAGAAGAAUUAGAGAUCCAGCUUGAUCAAGAGUUAUACUCUUAUUACAACACGGAUUCGCCCAAGUUGAGACCAGCACUUCCGGCGACUGCGCCAGCAAAGCCUACAAAGACGACAGUUUCUGAAAAAGUGGAAACUAUAACAAAAAGUACAUCAGCGAAUACAGCGUCUAUCAACAAAGCAAAGUCAUUAGUUUCGUCCAGACCUAAUAUUCAGAGUAAAUCAUCGAAUAUCGGAAAAAAUUCUUCGCAAAAACCGGCACGAAAGUUACGUACACUUGCUGGUACUGGGAGCAGCAAAUCGGAUACAUCUCCAAUGAAACAGACGUUGAUCUCGAAGAUCAUGGCUCUUCAAGAGCAAUCGACGAAUAUAGCGCCUAAGUCUGAGAAACCAUCGAGGAAAAAUGAAGAAAAGAUCAUCAAGACCGCGAUGCGAGAUGCUGUGAAGAAGUACAAGAGAAACGCGACGAUUUCGUCGGAAGUAUCGCCACUGCCAUCCCUAUUUACGCCAAGACCGAAAGUCACCACCGCGUCGACGACUAAAAGCAAGACUCGCAACUUGCCGAAGAAACAAGCGCAUCACAAGAAAAAUAAAGUUUUAGGGGACAUCGCUGAAAUGUAUGCUGUCGGUUUGAAUGGCUUAGGACAAAUUGAAAAAUUACUGCAGAUUGCCGCAGAUUUUAUAUGGUAUACAAAUAAGAGACCCAUUAUACGAGUGGAGGACAAGACUAUCGUGAAUAAAUUCGCUGGUAGCUACUUCACGUCAAAACCGGCACAAAUGGAGGAGUUCAUACAGGAUUAUUACAUCACUGCGUGUUUCGGGAUAUUAAAGUGGUUUAUACUGCUUUCCAAUUUGGUAGGACCGAAAAACAUUUGGUCUCCGAAUGGAACAAUACCCAUAACUGCAAUUUCUUUCGCCUUAGAACGUUGUAUUGAAUAUCUAAGUAUUCAAACACACGAGAAUAUAGACCGUGAAGACCAUAAACAUACACCUCUGUCUGUCUGGAAUCAAUUUUUAGAUUGGUUUCACAAAAUAAUAUACGAGCGUGUUUUAUUGAAAACAAGUGAUACGGUUGAUAUAGAUGAACUCGUAACACUAGUGCGCAAUGUAAUGAGAACAAUGAUCAAAUAUCGACCGCAAAGUAAUAUCGAUGGUAUGCGAAAUAUUUGGAUUUUAAAACCGGGCGACGACAGUUCAGGACGUGGAAUUGUUUUAAAGAAUUCCUUGGUCGAUAUUCUCGCCAAAAUAAAUCAGGCAACAAAAGAAAAUACCGAGUACGUUGUACAAAAAUAUAUAGAGCGACCGUUACUUGUUCAUAAAACAAAAAUAGAUAUCAGGCAGUGGUUCUUGAUAACUUGUACGCAACCGCUUGUUGUGUGGAUGUAUAAGGAUAUCUUAAUACGAUUCGCGUCGAAGGAUUUCACUCUUAGCGAUCUUCACGAGUCCAUUCACUUGUGCAACACGACUAUACAGUUAAAGUACCGGAAGUUACCGAGAUGCAAUCCCAAUUUACCCACGGAGCUUCACUGGAAUCUGCAAGACUUCAAAAAUUAUCUUCAAUCGCGCGAUCAAGAAUUAGCUUGGGAACAAAUCAUCAGACCGGGGAUAAAACAAAAUUUGAUCGGAGCGCUGCUCGCGUCUCAAGAUAAUAUGGUAAAUCGUAAAAACAGUUUUCAAUUGUACGGUGCAGAUUUCGUAGUGGCGGAUAAUUUUUCCGUGUGGCUAUUAGAAAUAAAUACAAAUCCACGAUUGCAUCCGCCAAGCAGUAAAGUUACCGCAAAAUUGUAUCCAGAAGUAAUAGAAGAUGCAAUGAAAGUGGUUUUAGACCGGCGUAAAAAUAGAAAAGCUCCUCGCGGAGGAUUUGAAUGUAUUUACAAGCAACGCAAUCCGUUUUGCGGCGUCAAUAUUUUGGGACAAGGCACAAGUCUCGGCAUUCGUGGCAAGAGUUUAUUUGUGACGUCAAAAUCACCACGGAAGCACUGACUCGAGUAACAUGACUGUAUAAAAUAGUACUGUCAAAAUGCGCUUCUCCGAAAACCUAUUUCAAGAAUUGUUUCAAUUUCGAUCAUAAUCCGCUCAAUUUCCUAAUGCAAGCAAUUUCGUAUUAGCAUAUAAACAAAGCGUCAUAAAUCGCCAGCUAUGUACGUUGAAAAAACACAAAUGUGCUUCUCAAUUUAAAAUGUGUUCCUUCAACACAUGAUAUCGUAUAACGCAUGAUAUUUAUAAGAGUAAUCAAAGAGCGAAAAUAUUAAAAACAUGUUUAUUUUACAAAUAACAAUGCGGUGAGUAUACAACCUUAUACGGAUAAAUGUUGUUCUUUUCACAGAAAAAUGCGUACACAUAAUUAUACGAUUAACGCAAGUAAAAUUGCCACUUCCAUGCAUGCAUACAUUGUUCACGUACAAAAUCACUUAAUUUUUUAGUGUCUCAAAUUUCUAUGUUAUAUUUUAAAUUUGAUUUUCUAUUGUAAAAUACUGAUUCAUUGCUAUGUCGCAGAAUAAAUAUAUUCUGCAUCAGAUUUUACACAUGAGUACGGAUGUGUAUAAUCGAAUAACGCAAUUGUAAAAAUUCGCCGCACUGUCACGAAAUCCUUUAUCAUACGUUAUAUUUUAAAGAUAGUCAUAAAACAGAUAACAUUAAAAGAAGGGAAGUAAUGCUCGUGUCUUCUGUAACAAAUCCUGUUCAGCCAAUUUAACAGUAAGAAAAAUUAAAUCUAUUAUUAUUGCGACGCAAAUAAUUUUCUAUAAUUCAUUUGUAUACGAGUUAUCACUGAAAUAAAAUCAUUUCUACAUAUGAUUCAAUACGUUAUAUAUGAUUCAUUUCGCUGAAAUAAAAUCAUUACGAUUUCUGUAUAUUAAGAUGAUAAAGAGAACCAACAAUAUAUGAACUGUAUAUGUAUUAAUCACGGAACACAUCUAAGUUUGGGCUAGAGUACACUUACAUCAG